Messenger RNA from Daucus carota subsp. sativus, 1077 nucleotides. RefSeq lists its product as uncharacterized. Gene Ontology annotation, molecular function: DNA-binding transcription factor activity. The transcript is spliced from 6 exons. The record is from RefSeq and is a predicted model, not a curated record. NCBI's taxonomy places the organism in Eukaryota, Viridiplantae, Streptophyta, Magnoliopsida, Apiales, Apiaceae. Bases 1 to 1077 code for a protein of 358 amino acids.
AUGGCAGACCCUAAUAGUGAUGUCCCUGAUUAUGAUAUCCCAAUUACAAAUUUUGAUGAGAUGUUGAUACCGGAAGGGUCUCUAGGAUUUGAAUACGAAGGCCUAAACGAUCAACCAAUUGGCGAAAACAUAAUGUUAAAUGAGGACAUGAACCAAUUUGGACAUGAUCAACCAAUUGGCGAAAACAUAGUGUCAAAUGUGGACAGGAACCAAUUAGGACAUGACCAUCCUAUUGACGAAAACAGAAUGUCGGAUGAAAACAUGAAUCAAUUUGGACAGAGUACAUCACAAGCCGGCACUUCUCAUGUUAAUGAUCAAUUUAAUGCACGAAUUCCCGGGAUGUUAAAUCCAGAAAUUUCCGGUGGUGAAAAUCCUAUUUUAGUUGCCGAGUGGCCAGUCCCUGAAAAGCCAUAUGCUUGCAGUUGUUGUCAAGUUAUAAGAGAAAUUAUUCAUACUAUUGAGGGAGAAUCCAGGAAGUUUGAGAUUCAUGGAAGACUUGGUAUGAUUUCUCAUGGAAUCCUUGAAAUAUGUCGCGGUAAUAUGACUGAUCCUAACAAAGAGCAUCACUUUUAUGAGGAAAGUAUAGAUAGGGUGAGGAUGUUCCUGGAACAAUAUUGCGAAAAGCAAAAAGGGGCAGGCUACACCAUAGUGAAAGAUCCCAUUUUGACAUUCUAUCAGGCCAUGUCAGUUGGAAUUGAUUGGAAUUUAGGUUUCGAUAUAAAUGACCUUGACUUUCUUCAAGGAUCUCCGUUACACAUAGGUGAUAGAGGGCAAUCUAAUGUUCAACAACCCGAGGCUCAGAGCAAUGAAGUGAGACCAAAUACGAGGAACUAUAAACAACAGAGGGAGAGAACUAAGACUCUAACACUAAAUGAUUUCUCGCCAUUUUUUCAUCUUCCACAAAAUGAUGCUGCUAAAGAAGUUGGAGUUUCGGCCACUAUAAAAAGCCUUCAGAACAAAAUAGAGGUGAGUAGCAGAAGUCUGAAUGCCGCUAAUCCUGAAGAAAGAGCACGUGCUGAGGCCGAUAUACAGAACUUUAGGCGAGAGAUUGCUUCAUUUUAUCCUCCAUAUACAUAA